Messenger RNA from Perca flavescens (yellow perch), 758 nucleotides. It is a transcript of the gene mesd, whose product is annotated as mesoderm development LRP chaperone. Bases 53 to 712 code for a protein of 219 amino acids. Lineage: Eukaryota; Metazoa; Chordata; Actinopteri; Perciformes; Percidae. Gene Ontology annotation, biological process: protein folding. The record is from RefSeq and is a predicted model, not a curated record. The transcript is spliced from 3 exons.
AGUCUUGUGACCGGCAGACUCCAGAGCCAAUGAGAACGCACCAUCUGUAAACAUGGCGUCUGACUUCAGGUGGAAAUGUGUGUUGCUCCUUCUCUGCACAUAUUUGCUUUGUAUAUUAGCGACUGAUAGCCAAAAUAAGCCCAAGAAAAAGAAGGAUAUCCGAGACUACAAUGACGCAGAUAUGGCACGGCUCCUGGAACAAUGGGAGGAGGAUGAUGAAAUUGAGGAAGGGGACCUCCCAGAGCACAAGAGGUCUCCCCCUCCCAUCGACUUCGCCAAGGUUGACCCCUCCAAGCCCGAAGAGCUGCUUAAGAUGUCCAAAAAGGGCAAGACUCUGAUGGUUUUUGCCACUGUGUCGGGGGAUCCCACGGAGAAAGAGACGGAGGAGAUCACAGGCCUGUGGCAGGGCAGCCUCUUCAACGCCAACUACGAUAUCCAGAGGUUUGUGGUGGGCUCCAACAGGGCCAUCUUCAUGCUGCGGGACGGCAGCCUGGCCUGGGAGGUCAAAGACUUCCUGGUGGGCCAGGAGCGCUGCGCCGAUGUCACCGUGGAGGGACAGGUGUUCCCCGGGACGGCUGCCAAGAAGCGGGACGACGCCAAGCACAAGCAACCAAGUGAAGGCAACGCCAAGAAGAAGAGCAAGAGGAAGACUGAGAGCAAGAAGCCGGACCUGGAGGGGAACAGUGCUGGCCAUCUGAAACUCGAGCUGUGACGGAGGAACAUUCCCAGGGCUCUUUACCUUUGGCCUUAGUGGAGGG